AUGAGAAGCUGCAAGAUGGUCCGGGUGGUUAGUGUUCUGGGUCUGGUGAUGCUCUGCGUAGCUCUGCUGAUUUUGUCCUUCAUCAGCUACGUGUCUCUGAAAAAAGACAAUAUCUUCACCACUCCCAAAUACGCCAACACGGGAGUGCCACGAAUGUACAUGUUCCACACUGGAUUUAGGUCCCAGUUUGCACUGAAGUUCCUUGACUCUUCCUUUGUACCCAAUACAAACAACGUGAACCAUGAGUUGCAGGAUAAAGCUCCCAAAUGGACAUUCAACAGAACAGCAUUUUUGCAGCAAAGGCGAGAAAUUCUUCAGCAUGUUGACGUGAUCAAAAACUUCUCCUUGACGAAGAAUAUGGUUCGGAUUGGGCAGCUGAUGCAUUACGAUUACUCCAGCCACAAAUAUGUCUUCUCCAUUAGCAGCAGCUUCCGCUUGCUGCUUCCAGAUGUCUCUCCUAUUCAGAACAAGCACUACAAUAUUUGUGCCGUCGUCGGAAAUAGCGGCAUCCUUGUGGGCAGCCAGUGCGGGCAAGAAAUAGAUAAGUACGAUUUUGUUUUCCGUUGCAAUUUUGCCCCGACUGAGGCAUUCCAGAAGGAUGUCGGGAGGAAAACCAAUCUCACCACCUUCAACCCCAGCAUUCUGGAGAAGUACUACAACAACCUGUUGACCAUUCAAGAUCGAAAUAACUUUUUCCUAAGCCUGAAGAAGCUCGACGGCGCCAUUCUCUGGAUCCCAGCCUUUUUCUUCCACACUUCAGCAACCAUUACAAGAACAUUGGUUGACUUCUUUAUUGAGCAUCGUGGGCAGCUAAAAGUCCAGCUGGCUUGGCCAGGAAAUAUAAUGCAACAUCUCAACAGGUAUUGGAAAAACAAGCACUUGGCACCCAAACGGCUCAGUACAGGUAUUCUCAUGUAUACUCUGGCAUCUGCAAUUUGCGACGAAAUCCACCUAUAUGGCUUCUGGCCUUUUGGAUUUAAUCCGAACAACCGGGAAGACCUUCCGUACCAUUACUAUGAUAAAAAAGGAACAAAGUUCACGACCAAGUGGCAAGAGUCCCACCAGCUCCCUGCCGAAUUCCAGCAACUCUUUCGAAUUCAUGGGGAAGGUCUAGCAAAGCUGACUUUGUCCCAGUGUGCCUAAGGAUUUAACACUUGAAGUGCCAAAUGAUUGUCGUUGUUUUUUAAGGAAACAAAAGUGCCCAAAAUGAAUUCACCGGGGUUUUUUUUUCCAAAACAGAAUUCUAAGUGGGGGGGCAGAGAAUUUGUGGGCAGGGAUUCCCCCCCCCUUUUGAUUCAGAGAUGCUCUGAAAGCACCCUUUUAUCACAAUCUUUUCAAGCAUUGGAGGGUGUCUAGCAUAUUUAGCAACGUGGAAGGAUUUCUUCUAUUUGUGCAGUAGGAAAGUCAAAGCUGUUUACAGCAGAAAGUUUUGCAUUUCUGGUUAUGCUGCCAAGGUGGCUCUCUUUAAAGUAUUUUCAUAGUCACGUAUUUCUCACAUUCCGCUCAAUGUCUCAAAAUGUCGAAUGUUAAAACACCUGUGUUUGCUUAUUAAGAUUCUUCGCUUGUUUUCUUGGCUAACUUGCACAGCUCCUCUUAGUAGCUGAAAAACAGUUUGAGGACCGCUCCUGAAUGUUCUGACCGAAUGACCAUUUGCACCAGUAUUAACUCCAUUAAGGUCAAUGGGAAUGUAUCACUGUAAGUGGCCAUUGUAUUAUUCCAAAGAUCUUUUGUUAGUUUAACAAGCCCAAUGGGGAGUGAAAUUUACUUUCCAUGCAGGCACGCAGAGAUGGUCCAUUGGAUACCCACGGGAUGCAUUUGGUCCUUGUCACAAUCUUUUGUGGACUCCUACUUCUAUCCCACUCAAGCUUGUCCCAACCACUAUGGCUAGGUAGAGCAGCUCUGGACACAGUACAGGGCCAGGCAUGCUUGAUCUGUGCCACUCCCAGUGUUUAAACGAAACACUUCUCCCUGUUGCACAGUGUGCUUGUCAAGUGAGAGAGACUUAGCAAAUGCCCUUUGUAAAGUAAGAGUAUGCCACCAGAAGUCUCUGUGGCAAUACAGAAACUUCUGUAGCACCCAAUCAUUAUCUCAAAGGGCAUCUGUGAAAGCAAGAAUUGCCACAUCACGUCUAGGCCAAUUUAUUCAACCAAGGGGGCUGCAGAACCCACCAACCAAGGAGGUUGCAGCCUCUCCCCAGCCAAAGGGCGCAGGCAUGACACCAUAGCCAGGGAGGAGUUCAUGUGUCAAUGAACUCAGUCUGGGACAAUCCGGCCCCUGAGGCUGAAGACAUUGUCCGUAACUGCUCUACAGUUUUGAAUAGACCAUGAACGCAAUGCUAAAAUGUUUGGCCAUGUUGAGACUAGUUAGAAAAGCUACAUAUGAGUUUGAGUCAUUCGGUUUUUGCCAUAGUUUCUGAUGAGUUUGAAGUUCUUGGAUCAGGGAUGAGAAAGCUCUGUUGCUGCCAACAUGGUGCCCUGCCAUGUCCCCUCCUGGUCUUGCCAGGGGGUGCAGUGCAGUGGCAACACCUCACCUCCUGCCCCAGAGUGUCCCCAUCGCUGCUGUAAAUGGAGAGGAUUCA
Messenger RNA from Zootoca vivipara (common lizard), 2578 nucleotides. RefSeq names its product ST8 alpha-N-acetyl-neuraminide alpha-2,8-sialyltransferase 3 (gene ST8SIA3). Gene Ontology annotation, molecular function: alpha-N-acetylneuraminate alpha-2,8-sialyltransferase activity. NCBI's taxonomy places the organism in Eukaryota, Metazoa, Chordata, Lepidosauria, Squamata, Lacertidae. Gene Ontology annotation, biological process: N-glycan processing; oligosaccharide metabolic process. The record is from RefSeq and is a predicted model, not a curated record.